Molecule: messenger RNA, 1850 nt
Organism: Cherax quadricarinatus
Lineage: Eukaryota; Metazoa; Arthropoda; Malacostraca; Decapoda; Parastacidae
Source: RefSeq, a predicted model, not a curated record
AGGAACAGAUGACUGUGCCAGAACAUGCUCAAAAGGAUAACACGAUGGCAGUGGAUAUCAAGGUUUUGACCUUAAAUGUUUGGGGGAUACCUGUCAUUUCCAAGAACAGGGAAGCGCGCAUGGAAGCUAUCGGAAACCAGCUCAUCACGGGACCAGAUGAAUAUGAUUUUGUGUUUCUCCAAGAAGUCUGGUCUAAGGCAGACUAUUGUUUCUUAGCAUCUAAAGUGAGCAAGGUGUUGCCAUUUUCACACUACUAUUUUAGCGGGGUCAUCGGAUCCGGAUUGUGCAUCUUCUCCCGCACACCAAUCACCGAAGUUCACUUUCACAAGUUCACCCUCAAUGGCUUCCCUCACAAAAUUCAACAUGGAGACUGGUGGGGCGGCAAAGGUGUGGCAUUGUGUAAAAGUCUGCGCCACGGAAUCCCUUUCAUCCUAGCAAACACGCAUCUUCACGCAGAGUACAACAAGAAGAACGAUGAAUAUGUGCACCAUAGGGCCGUGCAAGCCUUCGAGGCAUCGCAGCUCAUUCGUUUCUGCCAGAAAGCUAAAGCUGUACUAAUUCUAGCUGGAGACUUUAACUGCACUCCCACAGAUUUUGCCUACAGGGUUGUCAAGUUUUAUGGUAAUCUGGUGGACACCUACACUGAAAGUCCCAUUAAAGCACCUGGUUCAAAUGGAGAGACCAAUGAAACUCCGGCAAACAGCUUCACCAAUGUCAAGGCCUUAAUAGACAACCCUAGUGGCAACAGGAUUGACUACAUUUUUUAUCAAGCCUCUUCGACUCACAAAGUUAAAACCAAAGUGUGUGACCAGCCUUGGCCACAGAGAGUACCACAGCAAGAUUUUAGUUUCUCAGACCAUGAGGCUCUCCGUACAAUUCUCACAGUCACUCCCGUCAAAGAGGAUGAAAACACAGAGUCGAUCACAGAGAUUCAGGCAGAGACGGAUGCUCUUCUGGAAAGCUCGGCAGUGUGUGAGCAAGGCUUGAAGAAAGUGGCUGUCAGUCGCAGGUUCUACAUCACUCUUGCCACUCUUUUCAUCGUCUUUCAACUGGGCAUUCUUGUUGCGCUCUCUAUAGCCAACUCUCCAGGGUUACGGAUCUCUCUUGGCAUACUCUCCUCCAUUUUGAUGCUUUUCCUUGUGUAUGUUCUCUUUAUGGGUACAGUCUAUUACCACGUAGAGUAUAAUGGAGUGAAAUCAACUAAACUUGCAAUUAAAUCUCAUCUUGAAAUGUUAACAGAGAAAAAUGCUAAGAUUUUCGAAGAGGAAAGAAAGAGGUCACUAUCGUUCAUAAAAUGACUUCGGCAUUGUCAGUGGUGGAAGAUGGUCACAGUGAAACGUGAUAUUGCAGAGCUCAAAAGUAGUUCAGUAGUGAUACAGGUUCUUAGCCUAAAGUUUACCUGCAAAAUAACACGCGCGACAAUAAUGAAGUGAUAACCAGAGUCUGGGCGCUUGCUCAUUUUACCUACAAUAAUAUAAUUUUAUAUCUAUCCUUAGCUGCUUUAGGCCCCCCUACAGUGUAUUUUGUACCUCACUAUGAGCUUGUUUUUCCACCUAACAUCGGCAAGACUGUGAUUGCUAUUCUAGUUCGGUAAUGCAGAUAUUGGGCUCUAUUUUUGUAGUACCUAGUGUUAAGAACCUCUUCCUGCUGUUUUAUUGAAAUUUUUUGUGAAAUAUGCAUAUAUCAGCAAUAAAAUAUAUUGCAACAGUCUAAUAAAGAGGAUCACAUUUUGUUUAAAAAAUUAAUGUAAGGCACAUAAUGCAAUAUAUAUAUAUUUAGUAUUACAUAAUGUUAAGGGAAGACAUGGGUUAAAUUUUUAAAUUAUAUAAUACAAUAAAUAGUUUAAUUCA